This is a messenger RNA of Octopus sinensis (East Asian common octopus), 6538 nucleotides long. RefSeq lists its product as uncharacterized. NCBI's taxonomy places the organism in Eukaryota, Metazoa, Mollusca, Cephalopoda, Octopoda, Octopodidae. Bases 462 to 6047 code for a protein of 1861 amino acids. The record is from RefSeq and is a predicted model, not a curated record. The transcript is spliced from 21 exons.
UACUAUUUAUAUAUUUUAUUAUCUCUGUAUUUUAUUAAAUUAUAAUAAAAGAUAUAAAUAAAUUAUUCAGAGCAGUAUAAGGGUUACGCGAAUCGUAAAUCUUUCUUUCACUUGUUUCCCUCCCUGUUAACGCGGGCGCACACACGCACAUACAGACACACACACACGCACGUACACACACGCACGCACACACAUACACACACACUCAUACAUUAUACACACACACUAUUUCGUUAAAAGUCUGGCUUGUGUGAAGAUAAAGUAAUUUUGCCGGUUAAAAACCUGGUUUCGUUUAUUAUUCUUUAUUAUUACUUCUUUACUUUUUUCUUUCGAAUUCCUAUUCAACAAACAGCAGCUUCAUCCAUCUGGAGUCGAUAAAAUAAAUACCAGUUAUCGACUGUUCCCUUCCUAAGUAUGUGAGGCUUUGAUAUUCAAGUUAGUCUAUUUCUGUAGCAAACUCAAUGGAUCCAAGCAAGAAAGAUACAUUGAUCCAGUGGUUGAAGGAAAUAAAUUCAAGCUUUCUCAUAGAAUCCCUACAUAAUAUGAAAGAAGGAGAGCAGUCUACUGUUUUAUUAAACAAAUUGAAAGCUACUUCAUAUGAUCUAAAUACUAAGAAAGAAUGCUUUGAAAUUAUAAAGAAGUUUAUUGAGGAUAAAUAUGAUCAAAGUCAUGUUGAACAAGUAAAUUUUGACAAAGAUGAUGAAGUAGACCUUGCUAAGAUUGCUAUCCUUAUGUUGAGAGUUGGGCUUGAAGGGGAACACCAAGAAGACUUCAUAAAGGCAGCACUCUCAUUGAAUGAGCAGUCACAGCUAGAGAUAAUGAGCAUCCUGAAAGGAAUUUUAAAUGGUGCCUCAGCUGAUCUUCCGUUAGAUAAGCUCCUCAUCAAUAAAUCUUUGGAAGCAUUUGAUUCUGAGGAUUCUUCUGAAAAUAGUUCUCAAGAGAAUUCUUCUGAAAAUAGUUCUCAAGAGGAUGCAACUGAACAAUCUCCAUUAGCUUGUGGUUCGGAGGAGUUACUACAUGAUGCUUCAUCAAACUCAAAUUCUGGGAGUGCUAACAUCUCACCAUCACAGAGGAAAAUUUCUUUAACAUCUAUUAAUAUGGCAAACGAAGAAAUUGAACAGAAAAAUAUGCUUCUCAGGAAAUUGAAUUGUAAUUUGAAGCUUGAACGACAUCUUCGCUCUGAAAUGGAAUAUGAUCUUGAAGAAAAGAACAAAACUAUUCUUUUGAAAGAUGACAAGAUCCAAGAACUGAGUAGCCAAAUUAAAGAAUUGAAGAAAUUGCAAAACCAAUCAGAUGACUAUAACAACCUUAAGGAUCAAUAUGACAAAUUAAUUGCUGUUGCUGAUAAAAUGAAAAGUCAAAGUGAUGAACUAAAAUCAUUGAAGCUGGAAAAUUCUUCGUUAAUAAUUGAGAAUGCUAAAGUGUAUGAAGAACUGAAUGAAAUGAAGAAAAUGAAAAUGCAAUUGGAGGCAGCUCAGUUAAAUCGAGAUAAGUAUCUAGAGGAGCUACAAUCAGAAGAAAGGAAAUGUUUCGGCCUCCAACUAAAUUUGGAUUAUAAACAGAAAAUCUUGGAUGAAACAACUCACAGCAAAAAAAUUUUAGAAGAAAAUUUAGUGAAAAUGACAGAAAAGUAUGAAACACUAAAAAUCAAUUAUGAGGAAGAGACAUUUGCAUUCUGGUCAGAAAAACAACCAACUGGAGAAAGUAUGAAUGUUAUAACAGACCUUAUACUGACUGAAUUAAAGGCUGAACUGGAAAAUAUCAAGGCAACAUGGAUUGCUCCAGACAUUUAUAAACAAUUAAAGAUGGAUCUUUCAAAAGUAACAUCUGAACGAGACGUUUUCAAAUCACAGUGGUUGAAUUUGCAAGAAGAAUUUAUUAGUCUGAAAUUGAACAAGGACUUAUUUCAAAAUGAGGUGGAAAAAGAGAAUAGUGAACAUGAUAAUGUACAGCACCAACUUUUGGAUAAACAGCUCACUAUUGAGAUACUGAAAGAAGAUCUUGAAUCUAUUUGUGUAAGGGAUUCUAAUUGGCAGCAGAUUGAGGAAAUAUGCAAAUCAGAACAACACCACCAAACGAAGGUUACUCCAGUAAAAUCUUCUAUACAAAACUUUGCUCAGAAAAUUAUUCAUGCUACUAAGACUAAUAUUUCAACAGAAGAUACAGAAUUUGAAAAAGUAAAAUUGUUACUGGAAGAAAAUGCAGAAAAUAAGAAGGAACUGACAAAGCAGCCUGAGGAACUUGUAAGAGAAAAGCAGAACAUUUUAGGAAAAUUAGAGCUAGAAAUUGGAGAUACCAAAGAGCAUGUAACCACUUUUAAACCUAAACUAGAAACUAUAAAUCAAAAUGCCAGUGAACAAAAAAGUAAAUUAAAGGGUGAUUUUGAAGAACCAACCAAAGUAUAUAUUUUACAAUUGGAGAAAAAAUAUUUGGAGACACGUAAAGAAGUGGAACAAAUCAGUGUACAACUUUGUGAAAAGGACAAGAGAAUCUGUGAAUUAACAAAAUCCUUAUCAGAGAAAUCUUCACUUGUUGAGGAAUAUCUGAAUUCAAAUAAUGAACUGACAGAAAUCAUUACCAGCUUGAAAGAGAACGUUUCUGAGAAAAAAACUGAGACUAAUUUACUGAAAAAGGAGUUAGAAGAAAAAUCAGGCACCAUCAGUGAGAAAGAUGCUAAACUUGAUGAACUUACUUCUCUUGUUGGAGAGAUGCAACAGAAGAUCUCAGAAAUCUCUCAGAAACAUUUUUCUGAAAUUAUGACAAUGGAAGAAAAACUCAAAAAUUUUAAAGAUAUCCAGGCUAAGCUUGGUCAAAAGGAAGAAGAAUUGGCAAAUCAGCAAGCUGAAUAUUAUUCGGUUGCUGCUGCUUCUAAUAAAGUCUAUGGGCAGUAUGAGGCAUCAGUGAAAACCUAUCAAGACCUAGUCUCAAAACUUUGUAAUAAAGUGGAGAACCAAGAUAAACAAAUUGUAUGCCUUCUGGAACAAAUGUCAGAUAUGAAACUAAAAGCUGAACAAGAAUACAAUAAAAUGAAGAGAGAACUAACUGAAGAUAAUGAAGAAGUGAAAGUUUCCGAGCAAGAAUUGAUUAAAAUCCAAAGCGCCUUUGAAGAAACAAUUGUGAAGAGUAAAUCACUAGAGGAGCAUCAAAAAAUGUUGGAAGAAAAACAACCAACUGGAUAUAGUAUAAGUGUUGUAACAGACAAUUUAAUGACUGAAUUGAAGAGAGAAUUGGACAACAUUAAGACAACAUGGAUUGCUCCAGAUAUUCAUGAACAGUUAAAAGCUGAUUUUUCAAAACUUACAUGUGAACAAGACAUUUUAGAAUCAAAAUGGUUGAUGUUACAUAAUGACUUCCUGAGUCUGAAAUCCAACAAUGACUUACUUAAGAAUGAGAUGGAAAAAUUGAAAGUUGAAUAUAAUAAUGCACAGCACCAAAUUCUGGAUAAACAGCAGACUAUUGAGAUAAUGAAAAAAGACCUUGAAAGAUCUCCAGUAAAAUCUUCUAUACAGAACUUUGCUGAGAAAAUUGUUCAUGCUACUAAGACUAAAAUUUCAACAGAAAAUACAGAGUUUGAAAGAGUAAAAUGGCAACUGGAAGAAAAUGCAGCCAUUAAGAAGAAACUGGAAAAACAGUUUAAGGAACUUACAGGAGAAAAACAGGAUGUUUUAGAAAAAUUAGAGCUAGAAACUGCAGAUUCCAAAGAGCUUGUAACUGCUGUUUUAAAACCUAAACUAGAAACUGUAAAUCAAAAUACCAUUGAACAAAAAAGUAAAUUAAAGGGUGAUUUUGAAGAACUAACCAAAGUACAUACUUUACUAUUGGAAGAAAGAUAUUUGGAGGCACUUAAAGAAGUGGAACAAAUCAGUGUACAAUUUGGUGAAAAGGACAAUAGAAUCUGUGAAUUAACAAAAUCCUUAUCAGAGAAAUCUUCACUUGUUGAGGAAUAUCUGAAUUCAAAUAAUGAACUGACACAAAUUGUUACCAGCUUGAAAGAGAAAGUUUCUGAGAAAAAAACUGAGACUAAUUUACUGAAAAAGGAGUUAGAAGAAAAAUCAGGCACCAUCAGUGAGAAAGAUGCUAAACUUGAUGAACUUACUUCUCUUGUUGGAGAGAUGCAACAGAAGGUCUCAGAAAUCUCUCAGAAACACGUUUCUGAAAUUGGAAAAUUGCAAGAAAAUCUCAAAGUGGAAUAUGAAGAGAAAAUCUCUUCUAUUACAAGUGAAUAUGUGAAUAAGAUAACCAACAACUAUGUAUGUAAGUCUUUGAUGGAAAUACGAGAAAAAGAACAUUCAAAUGAAUUGGAGACUAGUAAAGAAAUGUUACAUCAAGAAUACAAUCAGAAGAGUUGCUGCCUUAUUGAAGAAUAUGAAAAGAAAUUAAGAUCUGUUUCGGAGGACUUUGAGAAAAAAUUAUCCUCUGAUUAUGUUGCAGUUGGUAAGAUUAAUGAACAAAAUAAAAAACAUAUCCAAGAAGUUAUACAAAUGAAAGAAAAACUUGAAGAAUAUGAAGGGAAAAUAAAAUCCCAGGAUGAAGAACAUAAAGAAGCUUUGCAAAAAGUAAACAUAGAAUCUCAGGAAAAUAUCUCCAAAAAUUAUAUCUCAAAAGAAGUGUUUGAAGCUAAGCUAAAAGAUGAGACCAAAGAGUAUACACAACUUAAACGAAAAUAUGUUGAAGAAGAAGAAAAAUUACAGAGAGUGUUGAAAGAACAUGAGGAAAAAUUAGCUCAAGUUACUUUGAAUUAUGAAGAGAAAAUAGCUACUGACUUUGUACCUCGACAAACAUUUGAAUGUGAACAGGAAAAGCAUGUUACAGCUCUUCUGAAACAAGAAACUUUCUAUAAAGAGAAGUUAGAGUUACUUGAUGAAGAGCACAAAAUUUUCAUUAAUAAUAAAACAAUUGAAUUUGAAAAUAAUAUUGCAACUAAUUAUGUGCUGAGAUCUGAUUUUGACGAUGUCCAAGCUAGGCUAAGUGAGAAGGAAAAAGAGUUCUCUAAACUACAAGCUGGAUAUGAUUUAGAUGUCACUGCUUCUGACAGUGUCAAGGAACAGUAUGAGACAUCAGUAAAGACAUAUAAGAAAGAGAUCACAGAAAUGUGUAACAAAGUUGAGAGCCAAAACAGACAAAUUGAAUGUCUUCAAGAACAAAUUGCAGGGAUGACAGAAAAAGCUGAACAGGAAUACAAUGAAAUGAAGGGAGAGCUGAGCCGAGAUCUGAGUAAUAAAGAUGAAGAAAUGAAGACUUCCAGGCAAGAAAUGAUUAAAAUACAAAGCGCCUAUGAAGAUGAGAUUACCAAGUGUAAAUCAUUGAUGGAACAGAUAAACAGGUUGAAAGGUAACCAUAAUAAUGUGAUAACUUCUUUGAAAGAAUCAUUCCAGUCUGAAAUAAAGCAUAUGAAAGAAACUUUUGAAAAAGAGUUUUACAGGAGAGAAGCUAUCUACAAUACUGACCUCAAAAAACUAAAUGAUUCCCAUUUCCAAGAAUUGACUUUAUCACAAACCAAAUGGGAGAAACUUCAUCAGACUCAAUGUGCCAACAUAAGUAACUAUGAGAAAAUCCUGAGUGAGAAAGAACUUCAGGCUGCAGACAUUAAGCAGCAACUGUUGUCUGAAAAGGAAGCCAGAGCUGAGCUUGAAAAAUGUCUUGCUUCAAGCAAGGAAAACCAUGAAGAAGAGAUUAAGAAACUAAAUAGCAUCAUAAAUGAAGCUAGAGAAGAGUACCAGCAGCUGAAAAAGAAGAAUAGUGGCACUGAAGCCUAUUUCCACAACAGGGAACAGCAGAUAACCACAGAUCAUACCAAGACUUUGUCCAAAGUUGAAGAAAUGAAUACGUCCUUGGCUAGUUGCUUACAGAUUUCUCAAAAAGAGUUAGAGAUAUUUAAAAAGAAGCAUGAAAAUAUAUCUGCUGAGAUCGAUCAUCUCAAAAAACAACUAAAGACAACCAAACAAGAGAGGCUAACUAUUAUUGGUAAACUCCAAGACUAUAGAGUGUUUUAUGUACUAUUUACAGUAAUGUUAUGUUCCUUCCUCGUGGUGCCUAUUUACAGUUAACCAACUGGGCUGUCUGAUAAUGACAUAUCCUGGCCAUGAUCUGAACAUAGUGUUGCUGACAGGAUACACAUCACCAACUUUGAUAGUUCUCUGAUGAGUCUUUGAAAAGUCCAGGCUUGAGCACAAUGAAAAAAGUUCCUUAUGAUCUGAGGUGCAGAACUAGUAACACAUGGAACAAGAUGAAAGUAAAAGAUUAUAACACAUCACCAAUAAGCAGUUGCCUCAUGGGAAGCCCUUGAGAAGAAAUUUUACACAGACUCUUUGAUGGUAAUUGAUGUUGUGACCUGUGUCAUGCUUGUGCCUAAAGUCUAUCCUGAGAAUUCUGUCAUUGAUGAAUCAAUCAAAUCUGACAAAGUAUUGCUUCUCUAUUUUUGUUUUGCUUAUAUUCUACAUAUUUUCUAAGAUAUUUUUUAUUAUAUAUCUCAAAUUUCUUUCUAAAUUUUCAACAAUUUGCUUUUUCUAAAUCCAAAUAAACUCUUCAAAUUAAACUA